AUGAAAAAUCGAAUCCAUAAUACGAACUCUCUCUUUGGCUCUCUGCUCUCCCUGUACGGAAACCUUGAUUACGGAAAACCCCGCAGACUUAGGGCGAAAAGCAUCAAACAAUUUUUUGGCCGAUUCUAUCAUUUAACGCAUAUAGGGCUUCUUCUCACUACGGUGACGCUUUUGAUUGGGCUUCUCCGAAGAAACAUGAAGCCUUCCAGCAGAAACUCUCGCGUGUACGCUUUUAUGCGGAGUGCACACAUUGACCUCCUGGCGCUCACCGUCACUGUGGAGUGCUUUAUUCCUGCGAUCUUCUGGGGGCUCUGGUGGAUCGACGAGUCUACGGUCGUGGUCAAGUCCUCGUACGUGGGGGAGGAUACAAUCUCGCUCUUCUUCAACCUGUGCAUGCACGGGUUUCCCACGGUCUUUCUUCUCGUGGAGUUUUUUGAGGGCGUAUUCUUGAGCCGGCGCGUGCACUAUAUAAUUAUCUCGGGGUUCUUUGCCUUCUACAUCGCUGUUAUGGUGCUGUUCUACAAUAAGACGGGGACUUGGCCGUACGGAGUAAUUGAAGGUUUCAGCCCCCUGGGAAAAGUGGCUUUUUUUGGCUUCUGCUUUGCCUGCGUGUGCUUCGUGUACAAGUGCCUGGUCUCCGCCCAUGAAAUGGUGUGGAAGGACACUCGAGACAGAAAAGGGUCUAGAGAAGACUGA
This is a messenger RNA of Nematocida major, 696 nucleotides long. RefSeq lists its product as uncharacterized. NCBI's taxonomy places the organism in Eukaryota, Fungi, Microsporidia. The record is from RefSeq and is a predicted model, not a curated record. The transcript has a single exon. The coding region runs from base 1 to 696 and encodes 231 amino acids. Gene Ontology annotation, cellular component: membrane; endomembrane system.